UGUGGGGGGACACGGGGGCGGGGGGACAGGGAUAGACUGGAGGGGACCAGUCCACCCUGAUGGUGCCUGGACCAAGGACAGGGACAGACCCUGGGGAUGCGCACCUUGAUGGCGCCCCAUCAUCCCUGUCAUCAUCAUCAUCCCCACCAUCAUCCCUGACAUCAUCCUCCUCCUCAUCAUCAUCCCUGUCAUCAUCCCCACCAUCCUCAUCCUCCCCAUCAUGUCAUCAUCACCAUCCUCCUCAUCAUCAUCCCCCUCAUGCCUGUCAUCACCAUCCUCCCCCUCAUCCUCCUCCAUCCCAUCAUCCCUGUCAUCCCCAUCCCCAUCCAUCCUAUCAUCUCCGUCAUCCCUAUCCAUCCCCGUCAUCCUCCUCAUCCCCACCAUCCCUCACCCCUUUGUCCUCACCUCCUCCCCCUCCCCCUCCCUCCAGGAUGCUGUGGUCCUCCCCUCCAUCCUCCCCCUCCAGGGUGCUGUGGUCCUCCCAUCCUCCGUCCUCCCCUCCUCCAUCCUCCCCUCCAUCCUCCCCUCCAGGAUGCUGUGGUCCUCCCCUCCUGUCCUCCCUACAGGAGGCUGUGGUCCUCCCCUCCUCCGUCCUCCAUCCAGGAUGCUGUGAUCCAUUCAGGAGGCUGUGGUCCUCCCCUCCUCCAUCCUCCCUCCAGGAUGCUGUGGUCCUCCCAUCCAGGAGGCUGUGGUCCUCCCCUCCUCCAUCCUCCCUCCAGGAUGCUGUGGUCCUCCCAUCCAGGAUGCCGUGGUCCUCCCAUCCAGGAUGCCGUGGUCCUCCCCCUCCGCUGAAUCGGGGCCUGGAUUCGAACCCGCGUCUUCCGGAGGAGGGGGGAGUGGGGACGCCAUGUUCUUAGACAUUGUCGGCAGCCAUAGCCCCGCCCACCCGGAAGAGCGCGACCCAGGACUUCCGGCUAGGAGCCUGCGUGAAGCCCCGCCAAGGAGAACAAGCGCGCCACAGGACUUCCGGCGCGAGGCCCCGCCCACAAGAAAGUGCGAGCCUCGGGACUUCCGGCGUAAAACCACGCCCACCCGGAAAAUCGCCCUAGGGACUUCAGGCGCGAGGCACCGCCCACAGGGAAGAGCUUCUUCAGGACUUCCUGCGCGGGGCUGCGGCAGCCCCGCCCACCCGGAAGAGGGCGUCUCGGGACUUCCGGCGUAAAGACUCGCCCACCCGGAAGAGCGCGCCAGGGGACUUCCGGCGUGGAGCCCGAGUAGCCCCGCCCACCCGGAAGAGCGCACCCGGCUCCGGCAUGAAGCCUCCGCAGCGCCGGCGCAGGGUCCCCGCGCGGUUCGCGGUCGGCGGGGAGGAGGCGGCGGCGGCCCCCGCGGCCUGGAGCCCCCGCGAGAUGCGGCAGCUGCUGCGGCUCCUGCAGGCCCGGCGGGGGCAGCCGGAGCCUGACGCCGCCGAGCUGGCCGCGGAGCUGAGGGGCCGCAGCGAGGCCGAGGUCCGAGCGUUCCUGGAGCGUCUGAAGCGGAGGGCGCGGGCGGGCCUCGCCGGCGGCGGGGGCGGGCGGUCGGGGAGCGGGGAGCCGCCGCCGGCGCCCGUGGAGGUGUGGCUGCGGCUGACGGAGACGCUGACGGCGCCGCUGGAGGACGCGCUCGCCGCCGCCUUCGCGCAGGUGCUUACGGUGGCGGCCGUGGAGCCGCUCGGCCUCCUGCACUCGGUUCCGCGCAGGCCCACGAGGGCCCGGGGGAGGCCGAUGCCAUUGCUGCUGCCACCGGAGGACGCCGGGACAUCCGGGGCCUCCGCGAGCCCCGCCGGCCCCGCCCCCGAGCGCUCAGGCCCCACCCCCGAGCCUCCAAGCGCCGCCCCUCAGCCUCAAGACCCCGCCCCCACUCCCCCAGGCUCCGCCCCCGAGGACAGACCCGCCAUUUUCCCUUCAGGCCCCGCCCCCGCGCCUCCAAGCCCCGCCCCCGCUCCCCCAAGCCCCUCCCCUGAGGCCAGCCCCGCCAUUUUCCCCUCAAGCCCCACCCCUCAGGGCCCCUGCUCCACCUCUCAGUCCCCAGGCCCCGCCCCAGCUCCCCCAGGCCCCGCCCCAGCUCCCCCGGGCCCUGCCUCAGCUCCCCCGGGCCCCGCCCCAGCUCCCCCAGGCCCCGCCCACGCUCCCCCGGGCCCCGCCCCAGCUCCCCCAGGCCCCGCCCCGGCUCCCCCGGGCCCCGUCCCGGCCCUGCAGGCCGCAGAGAGCGACCUCUCCGUGGACUUCGAGAAGAUCUACAGGUUCCUGUCCUCCUGCUGCCGGGCCCGCCCCGACCUCAGCGCCCUCAGCGCCCUCUCCGCCGCCGAGGCGGCGUUGCUCCUGCAGCUGCUCUCCGUGCUCCCCGAGGAGCUGGCCCGCCUGCCCUGCGCGGCCGCGGCGGAGCACCUGGCCGGGGCGCACGCGCGGCUGACGGGGCCCGCGGUAGUGGGGGACGAUGCGGGGGAGGACACCCCGGCCCCCGCGGGAGGAGGGGGCGGCGGGGCCCCCGCGGGCCGGGCGCCCUGGCGCUGGGCCGGAACCUGCCCCCUCAACCCCUUCCUGCUGCCCCUGGAGCUCCUGGCCCGGGCGCCCGCCCCCGCGCCCUGAGGGGACCCGGGCCUCGAACCCGCGACGGGCGGCAGGCAGGGACUAGAACCCUGGACCCGAACCCGCGGCGGCCAGAUGGAGGAGCCUCGAACCUGGGACGGGGAUGGUGAAGCCUCGAACCCCUGACGGGCGGAUGAUGGGGCCUUGAACCCGGGAUCGGCGGAGGGUGGAGCCUCCUCCAGUCCUGGACUCGAACCCCCGACGAUGGAAGGAGGAGCCUCCUGGCCUGGACUUGAACCCCUGACGAUGGAAGUUGGAGCCUCCUGGCCUGGACUUGAACCCCUGACGGGCAGAUGAGGCCUCCUGGCUCGGACUCGAACUCCCGACGGGCGGAGGGUGGAGUCUCGAACCCCCGUUCCCUCCCCCAGUAAAGCCGUCGCCUCGCUGGCCGUGA
Molecule: messenger RNA, 2961 nt
Organism: Meriones unguiculatus (Mongolian gerbil)
Lineage: Eukaryota; Metazoa; Chordata; Mammalia; Rodentia; Muridae
Gene: Snapc2
Product: small nuclear RNA activating complex polypeptide 2
Biological process (GO): snRNA transcription
Cellular component (GO): nuclear body
Molecular function (GO): RNA polymerase II general transcription initiation factor activity
Source: RefSeq, a predicted model, not a curated record